AUGGACAUUCUAUUUCUUGACUUCGCUAAAGCCAUCGACUUAGUGGAUCAUGUUAUUCUCUUAAGAAAGCUGAAAGAUUACGGUAUCGCAGGAAACCUUUACAGAUGGUUCUCGGAUUACCUGCAUAACCGUACCCAGCGUGUUGUUGUAGAGGGUGCUGCUUCGUCAUGGUCCCCUGUCACUUCUGGCGUUCCACAGGGAAGCAUCUUGGGUUCAAUGCUUUUCCUACUCUUCAUUAACGAUCUUCCUGAUGUCAUUCCUGAAUCUACAUCAAAAGGACUGUACGCUGAUGAUACCAAAUUAUAUAGGGAAAUCUCAACUCCAGAGGAUUGUUCACAGUUACAAGAAGCUUUGUCGUGUGCGGAUGUUUCGAGUAAGGAUAACAACAUCAACUUUAAUCCCUCAAAGUGUAAAAUAUUGACAUUCUCCCGCCGUAAAACACCUUUUCUUUUCGAAUAUUAUCUGGGAUCAUCCGAAUUGAAGCGUGUGAAUGAUGAAGUUGAUCUGGGAAUCACAGUGACCAGUAACCUUUCAUGGACAACCCAUAUCAAUAAAAUAAAAGUCAAGGCGAACAGGUUGCUGGGUUUGCUUAGAAGAACAUGCCCUUUGCUUACAGACCGCA
This is a messenger RNA of Paramuricea clavata, 622 nucleotides long. Lineage: Eukaryota; Metazoa; Cnidaria; Anthozoa; Malacalcyonacea; Plexauridae. The record is from the annotation of a GenBank genome assembly.